This is a messenger RNA of Linum trigynum, 246 nucleotides long. The record is from the annotation of a GenBank genome assembly. NCBI's taxonomy places the organism in Eukaryota, Viridiplantae, Streptophyta, Magnoliopsida, Malpighiales, Linaceae.
AUGGUGGACGAGACGAAAAAUGUGAAACAUGAGAAUUACAACGAUUAUAGUUAUGUCCACAGCUACCCCAAUCGCGACAACGGCUCGGUCAUUGGUGGUGCCACUUGUGAUAGGCAGCUUUGGAAACUGGAUUGCUGGUCAUGUCUGGUUACUGCCAAGAACAAACUCAAUGACAAUUGUGGUCACACCCAUGACGCUAGGAUUGAGCUCGCUGAUUGCUCCAUUUGGUACAAGAUGAUUCGCUGA